GAAUAUGAAAAGGGCAAUAAUGUGAACAUAAUGUUUUCUAUCCACUUGGUGUGUGUGUGUGAAGUGUGAGGAAUCUGUUUCUCUUGUCUUGGCAAUGGCUAAUGCAAUUGUAAUGCCGGUGGCGGGUUUUCUGGCCCGACCCAUUACCCAUUUGACGACCCCGUUUCAGUUCCCUACUCACAAUCACUCUUUCCAUUCUGCUCGCUGCUCCGUUUCCUCCACAUCCCAAUCGGUAAUACAAUCCAAUCCCACUCAAUUUAAGACUAAAGCUUUUGCAGUUCCAAGGAGGAAAGCAAUGUCCUUGAUCUUAUCAAGCUACAUUCUUUCCGAGGUUGGUUCAGCAUUGGCUCAACAGUCCACUGUGUUUCGUGAAUAUAUAGACACAUUCGAUGGCUAUUCAUUUAAGUACCCAGGGAAUUGGAUUCAAGUUCGAGGUGCUGGGGCUGACAUAUUUUUCAGGGACCCUUAUGUUCUUGAUGAAAAUCUAUCUGUUGAAAUUUCUUCGCCUUCAUCUUCGCGAUACAAGAGUGUUGAAGACUUGGGUCCACCGCAAGAAGCUGGAGAGAAAGUGCUCAAGCAGUAUCUGACUGAGUUUAUGUCUACAAGACUUGGUGUUAGACGUGAAUCAUAUAUUCUUUCCACUUCUUCGAGAGUAGCUGAUGAUGGCAAGCUCUACUAUCAAGUUGAGGUAAACAUAAAGUCAUAUGCUAAUAACAAUGAGCUUGCUGUUAUGCCUCAAGACCGGGUGGUAUUUCAGGAAUGGAAUCGGAGGUACCUCUCUGUUCUUGGGGUUGAAAACAACCAACUGUAUGAGUUGAGAUUGCAAGCACCAGAAAAUGUGUUUUCAGAGGAGGAAAGUGAUCUUCGUCAAGUAAUGGAUUCCUUUCGAGUGAACAAGAUUGCCAGUUAGAACUAGAAUGUUGGACAUAUGUUGUAAUUUAAUGCUAUUUCUUUUUUUCUUCUUUAUUCUCAUGACCCCUUUCUCUAUUUUUUUCGGCUUAAUUGCAUUUUUCUCUCUCUCUUUUUUAAUUUAAUUAAAUUUUGGCUCUCUAAUUUCAAUUGUAAAAUUGUUGUCCUCAUUUU
Messenger RNA from Abrus precatorius (Indian licorice), 1083 nucleotides. RefSeq names its product psbP domain-containing protein 1, chloroplastic. The record is from RefSeq and is a predicted model, not a curated record. Gene Ontology annotation, molecular function: calcium ion binding. Gene Ontology annotation, biological process: photosynthesis. The coding region runs from base 95 to 910 and encodes 271 amino acids. Gene Ontology annotation, cellular component: extrinsic component of membrane; photosystem II oxygen evolving complex; photosystem II. The transcript is spliced from 3 exons. NCBI's taxonomy places the organism in Eukaryota, Viridiplantae, Streptophyta, Magnoliopsida, Fabales, Fabaceae.